AUGGGGUGGCCAGCCUCUGCUCUGCCUGGGGUGGUGGCCUUGGGGUCUGCAGAGAGGACAUUCUGGGACCCUUCAGUGAGGGAAGGUCCCUGGGGUUUUCUGUGCUUCAUGCCCAGGGCCUGGGCAGCAACCACCCACAGUCCAGGAGAAGACCCCCGUAGCCUCUCCCUGGAGCAGCAUCCCCAGCAAGGGCUCAGACCAGGUCAGGUGGGGUGCUCAGAGCUUGUUGCCAGGGCAGCUAAGCAGCAGUUCUACCCCCAGGACACCCUGACACAGCCUCUGAAGAGGGAGGGAUGGCUGGGUUGA
Messenger RNA from Rangifer tarandus platyrhynchus (Svalbard reindeer), 306 nucleotides. NCBI's taxonomy places the organism in Eukaryota, Metazoa, Chordata, Mammalia, Artiodactyla, Cervidae. The record is from the annotation of a GenBank genome assembly.